This is a messenger RNA of Chanos chanos (milkfish), 1860 nucleotides long. RefSeq names its product cdkn1a interacting zinc finger protein 1b (gene ciz1b). The transcript has 16 exons. Gene Ontology annotation, molecular function: nucleic acid binding; zinc ion binding. The coding region runs from base 1 to 1860 and encodes 619 amino acids. Lineage: Eukaryota; Metazoa; Chordata; Actinopteri; Gonorynchiformes; Chanidae. The record is from RefSeq and is a predicted model, not a curated record. Gene Ontology annotation, cellular component: nucleus.
AUGAGUUUAGAACGUAUCCGCAACAGACCGAAAGAGAUGUUUGGCCAGAAGCAGCUACGUCAUCGUCAGCACCAACAGCAGUCUUCAUCACCUGCUGUCUUGCGGCCUCUCCUGCCACCUCCAGCAGCCCUGAGCAUGGCCCAUCAGAAACAGCCACGGCCCAAGAUUUGGUUACCAAACAGACCUGUUACAGCUGGUCCUGCACCGUGUCUCCCCAUGAUCAACUACCACUCCACCGCUCCAGGUAAUCUGCUCAAUCCCAACCCAGUGAUGCAGAGAGCACUGUUAAGGCAACACGUACUAGUAUUGUCCUUGCUACUGCACAUCUACCAGGACACCUCCAUACAAUUUCAUGGAAGACAGGGAGAGAAUGAACAAGCAGGCAGUGGAGGUGCAGACUGGCAGAUGAAUAAGACCCUAGAGGGAAAUUCUGGGAAAGUGGAGGAGAGAAUAGUAUCGUUGAAUGGACAGAGUGUGACCUCAUUUCCACAGCAGCAGGGGGAGCCACCAUUGAAAAAGCAGAAAAUGAACGGGUCAGAGGAGUCCGUAGAGGAUUCCAGGAAAGAACAUUCUGGUCAGAAUUCCAAUGAUUCACAUUCACUGGAGACCUCAGGGUCUAGAGAGGACGGAGGAAGCCUGCUUACAGAUGAGACUGUCGAAUCUUUGGAACCAAUCAGAGCUGCAGAGGUCCUGGGCGUGGGAACCUCUCUGAAGGUGACCAUCCAGCAGAGCAGCGAGAGCCGAGCGUUCAGCACAGGACCGGAAGGAUCCGCCGGGCCCUCGGGCCCAGACGGCGAGAAAGAGAAAAGCAAGGAACAUUCUGGAACGUUCCACUGCUACACCUGUAAGGUCACCUGCCUCAGCCAACAGGACUUCCAGUGUCACAUGAGUGGUGUGGAGCACCAGCAGCGUAUGACGGAGAUCCAGCAUAUGAGUAAUGCCUGUUUGAGCACUCUCUUACCAUACAUGCAGGAGACGCUACAGGGCACACACAGACAUGGGGAGAGGAGGGAGGGAGUACAGCGCUGGUGUGCGGUUUGUCAGAAUCACUUCUCGGGUGACCUCAUCGAGCAUCGGCGGACAAAAGAGCACAAGAUGUCAAAGCAUUCCUCACGGCCUUUCUGCACCGUCUGCGAGCGACAUUUUAGGACGCCACGCAAAUUUGUGGAGCAUAUGAAGUCUCCAGAACACAAGCAAAGAGUCGAGGAGCUGAGAGAGGAAGGAGAGCCAGAGAUCCUGGAGGAACUAAUCACGGUCGACGCUGUCGGAUGUUUCGAGGGAGAGGACGGUUACGAGGAAGAGCACAACGAGGAAGAGGAGGAAGGCCCGGCAGCUGACAACUGCGCUCAGAAGGAAAUGACUGCAGACGUGCCGCAGGAUUACGAUUAUGACUCAGACACGCAGCUCAGCGCCAGUUUUGUGGUUCCUGUUGCUGGCUUUCUCUGUCAGCUCUGCCAUAAGUUCUUCCAUUUUGAGUCCACUGCUAGGGAGUCACACUGCAAGUCUCUCAUGCACAUCCAGAACCUACAGAGGUAUAAAGCCAUGAAGAUCCAAGGCAGUACCACUCAGGAGGAUGCAGAGAAGAAAAAAAAAUGUAGUAACACCAUGGAAGAACUUGGAGAACCUGGGACCAAGGCAGUCUGUUCCGAAGGGCUGGAACACGAACCAGACAGGGAUAAAAUCAGCCAAUCAGAUCCCAAAUCCGAAAAACAGACAUCUAGCAACCGCUUGUCCCCAGACUCUGCCGUGGUCAUCAAACGGCACACCUGUGUAGAGUCUAAUGCAGAGGUUGGUUCUACAUCCAACCAAGUGUCUCUCAGUCACCUUGAAAAACGAGGCUACAUAGAGAUAACGUUAUAA